AUGCCGCAAUUCCAACGAAACAUCAUCAUAACGAUCGAUGACAACAAAUUUAUAUGCCGAAGGUGCGGCAAGGUGUUCACCAGCAAGCACCUGGUGGUGACGCACAUCCUCUACGAGUGCGGCAAGCAGUCGGUGUUCCAGUGCCCCCUGUGCCCCAGGAAGUGCAAGCGAAACGACGUGUUGCAGUCGCACUUGAAGAAUAUUCACCGAAUAGACUGA
This is a messenger RNA of Phyllotreta striolata, 219 nucleotides long. The record is from the annotation of a GenBank genome assembly. Lineage: Eukaryota; Metazoa; Arthropoda; Insecta; Coleoptera; Chrysomelidae.